AGCUAAAAAAUUGCUAAAAUAGCAGCACUGUUCGUUUCUUUAUACGUGUCCGCACUUGAGUACUUUCACAUUCGUAUUGUUAUUUUCGCUGAGUACAGUGCAACUACAGUAAAUAAAAAUGGCUCCACCACAGAGAAUGCGCGUAGCUAACGAGAAGGCCAGCAAAUAUGUGACCAUGCGUGGCAAUGUACCUAAAUCAUCGAAAGCGAAAGAAGGACAAUAUCCCGUCGGACCCUGGCUCUUGGCACUGUUUAUCUUUGUGGUGUGCGGCUCAGCAAUUUUCCAGAUCAUCCAGUCAAUUCGGGCCGCGUAAAUGUUGGCAGCUAAUCCAAUAUCAACAGUUUAAAAAUACACACAAACAAACAUAUAUAAGCUAAAAGCUCAGCACACAUACAUACACUAUACACCAAUCUGUAAAAUUUUCCAAAAUAUUAAGCCAUUUCCCGAGUUCUACUGAGUUCUUCGCAAACAAACAAAUUUCAAGUCCAUGUUUUGUAAUUAAGCUUGUAAACUGAACAAUAUGUGCGCCUGUAUAAUGUAAAUCAUUCCUGCUAAUCGCUCUGCGCACUUACAUACAUUACUUGAUUGCUGAUUGUGCAGUAUCCAAGGCACAAAUAGAUAAAUUGCAUUUUGCAAGAAUAUUGUGAAAGAUGUGUUGAUGCGUUGUUCUUUGAUACGACGACGAUUAGAUGAAACUAAUAACAAUGAAAAAUAUAAACGAUAAUUUUUUUACCUAA
Drosophila busckii is the source of this 737-nucleotide messenger RNA. RefSeq names its product stress-associated endoplasmic reticulum protein 2. Bases 119 to 313 code for a protein of 64 amino acids. The transcript has 3 exons. Gene Ontology annotation, cellular component: endoplasmic reticulum. The record is from RefSeq and is a predicted model, not a curated record. Lineage: Eukaryota; Metazoa; Arthropoda; Insecta; Diptera; Drosophilidae. Gene Ontology annotation, biological process: endoplasmic reticulum unfolded protein response.